Mizuhopecten yessoensis (Yesso scallop) is the source of this 3193-nucleotide messenger RNA. RefSeq names its product von Willebrand factor D and EGF domain-containing protein-like. The transcript has 20 exons. Lineage: Eukaryota; Metazoa; Mollusca; Bivalvia; Pectinida; Pectinidae. The coding region runs from base 54 to 3176 and encodes 1040 amino acids. The record is from RefSeq and is a predicted model, not a curated record.
UUCAUGGUUAAAUAUCUGAUGUGAGGAGGGCAUGCACGUAACUGCCUUCCAGGAUGGUGAUUUCGACGGUUGUGUUCUGUCUUGUGGCAAUCGCCGCAUGUUCAGCUGAUGAAUGCACUUCUUACAUUAUUAUAUCUGAGCAACAUAGAAGUACCUUAUCCGUGCCAGAAGGGAAUGAUAAACUCAUCUGCGAUAGAGCAUUACCGAGCGAUUGGUACCGAUUUACAAAUGGCGAUAUGCCAACGUCUUGUGUGCCAACUUUUCAUUGUGGGACUCAGGUUCCUAUAUGGUUAAACGGUCAGCUACCAACAGUCCAAGGCAGCACUGCCGUUCUACAGGCAUGUUACAACUACGGCAAAGGCGUUGAUCCCACCCCGUACGGAGGAUCAGCUUGCUGUCACGUAUCUCAACAAAUACAAGUGAAGAACUGUGGGAGUUAUAACGUGUAUCACCUCGCAAGAACCAGGGCGUGUAACAUGGCCUAUUGUGCCGGCCAUGCCCAAGUCUGUCCUAUUGGACAAUCUAACAUAGGCUCGCCUAAUUGUACGGAGCUCUACCCCAAAAUGACGCAUUCUCCCGUUAUCGAUCAACCCUACGUCGAUUCCAACGGGAUUAAAUGUUUUUCCUGUGACUGCAAGGGUGCUGUAAAGUUUCCAUGCCAUAUCCCUUACCCAAAGGGAGUGCCGAAUGUAGCCUUUGAGGUAACAUGGACAGUAGACGGAGUUCCUAUCAGGCGACCCGGAACACAAGUACCUGUUAAGCAGACUCUGACUGGCGAUGAUAGAGACGCUACACUGGACGAAAUGUAUAUGCAAGGGCACUUAGACACUGAACUCCAGUGUGAAGUUCGAUCGUAUUAUACCAACAACAACCAUGGGCCUAGGAGUGACACGCUUAGAAGUAACAGUUUCUGGGUUGGAUUACGGAAAUACAACAAUUCCGUCAUAGUGGAUGAGAAAGGAAACGAACAGGAGAUCACCAUAGAAUCGACCGUUCCUAUCCCAUGCAACAGCCCCGUCCUGAGCACUUGUUCUUUUCAAAUAGAAAUGAACUCUACUUUAGACCCAAACGAUGUGUCGACAAGUGCUUGUGUCUACGAACUGAAAUGCGACCCAACCACCCACAAGUACUCAACCACUAUCAAGGUCAUAGCUACACGUGAUUUUGUAAAAGAUGGUGACCAGCAGCACGUGCUAGCCUUCCGUCCACUAUAUCGAUUCAAUACGAUGUGGUACGGCUACAAUGUUUCUCCAAUCCAGAUAAGAUCAAAGGAUAGACCUCACGGAAUUUGCACUGCUUUGGGAGAUCCCCAUGUGACCCAAAUAGACAAUAACAGAACUGUGGACAUUUACACAGUAGGGAAUUCGGUUUUAUACAAAAGCAAAACAAGACCAUUUGAGGUCGAAAUAACAACUUGGGCAUGUGGAAGUUAUCAUCCAUGUAUUUGUGCAGUAGCUGCACGUGAGGGAAAUGACUUUAUACAGGUUGAUAUGUGUGCUAGAACGAAGAACCAAUUGGUUGCUCCCGACGUCACAUAUCCUUCUGGACCAUUUACUGGCGGGACAACAAUCGAUCCCGAUGCCUCUGGCAAAGCCUUUAACAUCAAUUUUCCAUCUGGUGCUAGCCUCAAGGUAACGGCAGCUUUGUAUGAUAGAAGGCAUCAUACAGAGAAGAAUGGCUAUCUGAAUGUAUACCUUAAAGUGCCGACAGAUGACUUCGGGAAUUCGGAAGGAAUAUGUGGAACAUAUGAUGGCAAUCCGAAAAAUGACAGGUUAGGGAGUGAUGGACUGCAACAUCCAAACUCUACCGAUUUUGCCAAUUCAUGGAUGGUACAGCCGGGCUAUAGUUUAUUUGAUAACCCUCCUCUACGUUCUACCGCCUUCGAUCACAACAACGUCAACUUCUGCCAGUGUGACAGCACAACCUCCCAGGGGAUAUGUACAAAAUCUAAGGCAACUAAUCCCCUCGCACAGAAUGUUGGUAAAAAGCCACGUCGCCACACUGGAACAUUUCAAUGGGGACAACCACGUGGUCACCAAGAUUACCCAAAAGAAACGCGAAUGAGACGAAAUUUAAAACAAGUAACCAUCAAGAGGAAGCAGAGAACAGCAGUGACUAGGAGUGGAAUGACUGAAGACAUGGCAAGAAAGACCUGUACGGACACUAUCAGAGAAUCCAUGUUGUCUACCAGGUGUCAAUCCGUGAUGCCCGCGGUGUUCGUUAAUAGGUUGAUUCACGCGUGCGUCGAAGAUAUGAUGGUUUCAGACAGUGACAUGUUUAACAUUGGCUACAUGAAUGCUUUCGAUUUCCAAUGUCAAGACACUGUUCUUCGAGACGUCAGUGUCUACGCCAUCGGGUCGCAUGGAAUGAGAAUUCCACCGGCUGACGUCACAACUCACCUGUGUCCAAAUCAAUGUAGCAGACGUGGAACAUGUCACGAGGGGACGUGUACGUGCCAAAUCGGAUACACUGGUGCUGAUUGUUCAGUCCAAGCAGGUGUUAUCCCAGUCAUUAGCCAUAUUCGCGGUGAUGGCCUAUGUGACGUCAGGGACCGAAAAUGCAUGAAAGUUCAGGUGAUUGCUGAGCACCUGAUACCCGGUCCAGAGCUCAAAUGUCGCUACAAAAAAUCUGAGAUUGGUGACAGCGGACUUUCGCCAUACGGUCCGUACAUUGAUGUCCCAGCCUCCUUUACCAGUUUCCUGGAGGUCGAGUGUAGCCUUCCUGAAAGUGUGGUAUUAACGAAAGACAGCCCUACUGAUGCUUUUAUUAUGUCCGUGACAACUGACGGGAUAUUGUUUAGCUCAGAACAUACAUUUAUUGUCUACGACGGCUCUUGUCAGAAUUGUGAUACAUCUGGAAACUGUACUUUGAAGGGCAACACUUGUCUGAUUGACAGAGCGUGUCGACUUAACGGAGAACAGAACUCAGACGGCGGCUAUUGUGAUCCUCAGACUAACCCUUAUUCAUGGACAAGGAGUCCGGUUGUCGCAGCAGAAAUCAACCACUACACAUCUACAGGGUCUGGUUGUCAAUGUGGCUAUGACAAGGUUAGGUUUGACUGUGCCUGCUGUACCAAUAACGGCUGUCAGUGUGGAGUCGCUAAACCCCAUAUAUGUACCAGCUGUAAUCACUUGUACUCGUGUGCGACUUAUCCUGGUCUCAUUGUCAGAAAUUAAAAUGAUCUUACAAGAUA